AUGGCCGAGAAGGAGAGUGAAGAGAUCCAGGAGGCGUCAGGUCCGCCCCAGGCGUUGGGGCCCGGCGAUUCGGAGAAACAGGCCGCGGAGGCCCAAGUGGCUGGUGGGCGGAAGCCGUGGGUCAACAUGAAUAAAAAAGCACACACGUCCUUCUGCUUGGCUGAGAACGUGCCCCGCGACAGCACGGAGCAGAAAAACCUCCGCAGCCGGGACUUUGCACUGAAGGUUGCCAGCUCCUGCCCAGAGGAGGAGAUCUGCUGCAUUUGCCUCGAAGGGCACUCCACGCUUCAGUUGCCUUGCAGUCACAGGUACCACGCAGAGUGCCUCGACCAAUGGCUGCAGCGAAGGCCGACAUGUCCCACCUGUGGUCAGAGCUAUGGAGACCGGACAGGCAAUAUGCCCGAUGGAAACAUGCGAUGGGGCUGGCUGAACCGGUCGCUGUCGGGCUACCGUUGUCGGACUAUCCUUCUACACUUCUAUUUCCCCACUGGAAGCUUGGGUGGGCGGAUAUACGACGGACGCUCCCUGCAUGCGUUUCUGCCAGAUGACGAGCAGGGUCGACAUCUCCUGGCACUGUUUCAGCUUGCUUUUCGAAGGAGGCUCAUGUUCAGCCUGAGCCAAUCCAGCGCUACAGGGCGGCUGCGCCCCACCUUUGCCAUCCACCUGAAAACUUCCAUGGGCGGCGGGCCUACCCGCCAUGGCUACCCAGACCCUGGCUACUAUGCCUCCGCCGUGGAGGAGCUGCGUGGCGUCGGCAUCCACCUUGACGAGGCUAUGCCCAUUGCCGUGCAGCUGGAGUCUUCGAUGGUCAAGCGGAAGCGUUGCAGUGCACUGUUGGAAGAUGUCGUGCAGUGCAGCUGCCGCUUUGCCAUCAUCUGUACGCCGCAGGGCUUCGAUGCACUGGUAUCAUUCCUAGCAUUGGUGUACAUCCUCGUCAUCCCGCCCAGAAUAUCCUGUCUUCACUUCCUGAACCUGUUUUGCAUCCUUGCCUUCGGGAUGUUUUGUCAGUACAUGAACGACAACGUUGGCACGGCCAUGAACGUGGUGGGCGUGGUGUACUCGGUCGUUCGUGGCUUUGCCAAAGGCAACCUAUCCGAGUUCUGCGAGGAGAUCUCUGCUUGGGCUCGGAGGUCCGUGAACCAGCAUUCGGAAGCCAUGACCAUCUGCCUUCUGCUGCGAUCUAGUUCCGGCAUGUCUGUCUUCAUUCCACACGCGUGGCUCAUGGUUACGGCCCUGUGGCUGCUCAAGCUGUACCUCGCCAGUCACAACAGGCGAGGGAACACCCACAGUGGCCUCCAACAGCCACUUCUGCACACCGUGGAGAUUCCUGGUAUCAUCGCGGGCGCCCCGCGGCAAUUGGCCCGACGUCCGCCGGUUGAGGCUGUGGGCCCAAUUCAGGAUCAGGACUGGUCCCGGUAUAGUGCGUGCUCUUCGCUGGAGGGUCGCUCUGAUGCGUCGGAUCUAUUCCAUGCGCUGGUCAAGCCUCUGCGACCCAUAGUAAGCGAUACAGUGGGCAAAAUCAUGCAUGAAAUGCUGGAAAACGAGCUCCGGUACUCAGAAGAGUAUGUGGUAUUCUACCACAGCUACUCGAGCUCCUGCCUGCUGUACGAAGUGCAGACAGCACUCGCUGCAUGCAUUCUGGACUAUCCGAUUGAUGGGCCUCCUGUCAUGCGCUUGAGACGACAGCCAUACCAGAACAUCAAGAGCUUGCAGAAUUUGCUGCAGCUCUGGGAAAGCACGAUGCGUGACCAGACAACUGAGUUUCAGGCUGUUGCAAUUUCUGCCUUCUGCUCCUGCUUCGCUUCUGGUGGACACACUCAGAACAUGCUUCAAGCCUGGUUGCUGCGGGGUUUCCCGAACAACAUUUCAUCCAGUGCGAUGCGGCGCAUGUUGAAGGACAUCCUGCUGGCUGCCGGCAUUAGCAGUGGCCAGAUGCAAGGGCUGGACCCUUUGGUCACGUCAAUCCUGGCACUGGGACGGAAGUAUGGGCUUCGUGUGCCCAGCUGGCACCUGUUUCAACAGCCAGAGAACCCAGGGCAUUUGCUCCAGAUCUUUGUCCACAACUCUGUUGUGGAUGCGAUCUCCUACGGGAGCCGAGAGCGCGGUCAACUGGACAACGGCGGCAUUCCGCUCUCAAGGUGGCUGCUGCAGCGAUGUCCGAUCGACGGGCAAGCGCGCCUGCUGACGCAUCCAGAUGUAUUUCUUGACGUGGAUCGAGGCUUGGCACACAGUUUCGCCUUCUCCGCCGGGCCUUACGGCCGAGAGCGAGUGGCACUGCUGAGGGAGCUGCGGGACCUUCUGAAGCCCCAGCUUCAGGACCCAGAUGCGAUCCGUGCCUCGCGGAUGUCCCUUGGCUUUCAUCGGGAGCCGGAGCCGGAUCUGGAGUCCGAGGGCGCUGAGGGCGCCGGCGUCAUCUACAGCAUCUGA
Messenger RNA from Symbiodinium natans, 2427 nucleotides. The record is from the annotation of a GenBank genome assembly. Lineage: Eukaryota; Dinophyceae; Suessiales; Symbiodiniaceae.